Tinamus guttatus (white-throated tinamou) is the source of this 2288-nucleotide messenger RNA. NCBI's taxonomy places the organism in Eukaryota, Metazoa, Chordata, Aves, Tinamiformes, Tinamidae. The record is from RefSeq and is a predicted model, not a curated record.
AUGUUUAUUGGCGGCCUCAGCUGGGACACAAGCAAGAAGGACCUCACAGAGUACCUGUCCCGCUUCGGCGAGGUCGUGGACUGCACCAUUAAAACGGACCCAGUGACCGGGCGGUCGAGGGGCUUUGGUUUUGUGCUCUUCAAGGAUGCGGCCAGCGUGGAAAAGGUUUUAGAACUGAAGGAACACAAGCUGGAUGGGAAGUUGAUAGAUCCUAAACGGGCAAAAGCCCUGAAGGGGAAGGAGCCGCCCAAAAAAGUGUUUGUUGGUGGGCUGAGUCCAGACACGUCUGAAGAGCAGAUCAAGGAGUACUUUGGUGCUUUUGGCGAGAUUGAAAACAUUGAGCUUCCCAUGGACACCAAGACAAAUGAGAGGAGGGGUUUCUGUUUUAUCACAUACACAGAUGAAGAGCCAGUAAAGAAACUAUUAGAAAGCCGAUACCAUCAGAUUGGUUCAGGCAAGUGUGAGAUCAAAGUAGCCCAGCCCAAAGAGGUAUACAGGCAACAGCAGCAGCAACAGAAAGGUGGAAAAGGAAACUCCUCUGGUGGACGAGGAGGUGGAAGGGGACGUGGACGGGGUCAGGGACAAAACUGGAAUCAAGGAUUUAAUAACUAUUAUGAUCAAGGAUACGGAAACUACAACAGUGCUUACAGUGAUCAAAGCUACAGUGGCUACGGAGGAUACGACUAUUCUGGGUACAACUAUCCUAAUUAUGGAUACGGACCGGGAUACACAGAUUACAGUGGUCAACAAAGCACGUACGGCAAAGCAUCCCGGGGUGGCGGCAAUCACCAAAACAACUACCAGCCAUACUAAAGCAGUACAUAAUACUUGAGGAAACAGGUGUGUGUAUGAGUGCAAGGUCCACUCUUGAGUAUAUGUAAUCUAGUUUAAAGAUCAAUAGACAAAUGAAGAGUAAAAACUUGUGUAGCUUGAUGUUUUCUUUAAUUAAGCUUUUGUUAACUUAAAAAAUACUUCUUUUUUUUUAAACCAGCUUUGCCUACAGUGUCUAUAGAUCUUUAACUUUGUAAAAAUGUGACUUUAUCUUCUUUAGUACUUCAGAAAAACAUAAGAGUUUUUCUGUUUUGCGUUGUGUACCAGGUGGUCUAGAGGAAUAAUUAAACUUAUUAGAAGUAUUAACAGGUAAAGUACUGAAAUGGGUACAACUUAAGGAAAACAAGAAUGUUGUCUUCUAACUCUGACAUUAUACCUUGUUUGUACCCGCCAGCGGGAACUUCAUUGCAGGCCGUGUGUCACCCUGACCACGUCUAUCUCUGGGGUCGCACGUUGCAGGCAGAGCGCAAGGCAUACACCAGAAAACGCUGUCCUGUGGUAUGGUCUCUUCCAACUUCAUGUACCAGCGUAAAGAUUAAAGUGGAAAACUUCAGACUUUGGCUUCUUUUUUAAUCUUUUUGGAGAUUAAGUGUCUUAACUUAAAUGGUUUUUUACAGGAGUUAAAGUACAUAAAUGCCUUUACAGCUUAAUCAUUUGGUCUUCUGUUUAGUGUUGUAUUUCAAUUGUGGAACCUCAUUUUAAGUGUGCAUUCUUUAAGAUUUAAUGCUUGCUUUUUUUCUUUUUAUAGCUAAUAGUGAAAUCUGCAAACCAAAACGAACUUUAAAAUCUGGAUAAAUAUUAAAGAUCAUAUGCACGUGAACUGUCUUUGGAAUAUUUUGAAUAAAAUGCAUCUGACAUUGAAGUUAUUCAGAUGAAUUAACAAUAAACAGGAAACCCUUGGCAGAGUUUCCAGUUAAAAAACAGAUCCGGAGCCUAAUUAAUAGUUUAACUUGAUUAUGUGGCCUUCUGGAACAGCUUCUUCAAUGGGUUGAAUGGCUGUAUUUGGGAAAUUAAAUGAUUUGAUGGGUGGUAACAUAACCUCUUGUUACCUUAAUAAAUAUGCAUAUGAUCUUUAACAGUGAAGAAAGGAAUAUAUAGAAGACUUAAAGCAGUUCAUGAAAAUGGACCUUUUAACAAUUCUUGUUAAAACUUGCACACAUCUGACAUGUACUUUGUCUUGGUUUGUAGGUGGAGAUACUGCAUCAAAGCCAUCUUGCAGCGCAUCAGGAGUGAAUGGAGAGUGGUCUUCGUGACAUGAAAAUGACUAUUUUGUAAAAGACUUUUAGUGUAUGACACAACUGUGUCCAACUGUAUAUAGCGGCCGAUUAGUUUUCUUUUAUGGUUUUUACUUUUUGCCAUUCAUGUUAUGACACAAUGUGGACUUGUGUUUAUACAAACUUUAUUUGUAUAAUUUCAUGUUAAAGGAUUCUCUAAUAAAUGCUUACUUAAGUGACUUU